This is a messenger RNA of Odobenus rosmarus divergens (Pacific walrus), 742 nucleotides long. It is a transcript of the gene KCNE3, whose product is annotated as potassium voltage-gated channel, Isk-related family, member 3. Gene Ontology annotation, cellular component: membrane. Lineage: Eukaryota; Metazoa; Chordata; Mammalia; Carnivora; Odobenidae. The record is from RefSeq and is a predicted model, not a curated record. Gene Ontology annotation, biological process: negative regulation of delayed rectifier potassium channel activity; regulation of heart rate by cardiac conduction; potassium ion export across plasma membrane. Gene Ontology annotation, molecular function: voltage-gated potassium channel activity involved in ventricular cardiac muscle cell action potential repolarization; potassium channel regulator activity; transmembrane transporter binding. The transcript is spliced from 2 exons. Bases 205 to 504 code for a protein of 99 amino acids.
CUGCUUUCCAGCUCUGGAUCUUCCCAGCUCCCCAGUGUCAAUACUGAGACCCCAGAUGUGUCCAGAGACACCCUGAAGAGGCUGAGGGGCUGAGGAGCCCGAGGGCACCCACAGGGAGAUUCCUGAAGCUGACUCAGAGCCACAGAGGAUUUGCCUGUUCUUUGAGCAUCCUCCAGUUCCUUGCCCCCUUGGAUCCCUGUUGCUAUGGAGACCACCAACAGGACUGAGACCUGGUAUGAGAGCCUGCACGCAGUGCUGAAGGCUCUAAAUGUCACUCUUCACAGCAACUUGCUCUGCCGGGCAGGGCCUGACAACCUGCCUAAGGAGCGGCGGGCCAGCCUACCUGGCCGUGAUGACAACUCCUACAUGUACAUUCUCUUCGUCAUGUUUCUAUUUGCUGUCACCGUGGGCAGCCUCAUCCUGGGAUAUACCCGCUCCCGCAAAGUGGACAAGCUCAGUGACCCCUAUCACGUGUACAUCAAGAACCGUGUGUCUAUGAUCUGACCCUAGGGGGCCGAGAAUGGCAGCAUAUCAAGAUACCAGAACUCAGUUAUGGACCACACCAGGCUUCAGUGUCCCCAUCUGUAGGAGCAACAAGAAACAGUCCUAAGGGAGGUCAUCAUCAGGGUGGGAGGAGAAGGGCUGGAAGACCAGGGCCUUGUGGAUGAAGAUUUUUUUUUCCAGUAAAGGUAGACUUUCCAGACAGUGGGAGCCCCAUGAACAAAUAUAUAGAAGUAGCAAA